Cryphonectria parasitica EP155 is the source of this 1841-nucleotide messenger RNA. RefSeq names its product major facilitator superfamily MFS-1. Gene Ontology annotation, cellular component: membrane. Gene Ontology annotation, biological process: transmembrane transport. Gene Ontology annotation, molecular function: transmembrane transporter activity. The coding region runs from base 253 to 1758 and encodes 501 amino acids. Lineage: Eukaryota; Fungi; Ascomycota; Sordariomycetes; Diaporthales; Cryphonectriaceae. The transcript has a single exon. The record is from RefSeq and is a predicted model, not a curated record.
GAGGAACUCGAGGGCCUGGCCAGGAGCGCGUCCGCUAUCAGCGGAGCUGGCGGUGAUGCAGGACACCUCCGCCAGCGACGCGAGUCGCAGGACGGCGUCUUCGAGCUGCCCGUCAUCCAGAGGCCUCGUGCGGCAAAGCCAGGGCUCCCAAGCACCAUCCGUGAAGUCCCUUCCAACCUGCCCACGCCAUCUUCCACCCGGCCCCCAUCACCUUCGACGCCAGGGACUCGACUGUUGGAGGCCACCGACUACAUGGGCGUGUACACACCAGUUGCCCAUAGUUCACCACAGACGCCUCAGAGCGAAGCGGUGCACGAGUUAGGCGUCGGCCAUGCCUACCCUGACAUCGGCGUCAUCGCUUCCUGGCGUGGCGCCCUCGUCCUGCUGUGCACAUGCGGUGCCCAGCUGAUGGACAAUGUCUUCAUGACCAGUAUUAAUAUCGCCCUGCCGGCCAUCCAGAAGGACUUUGGGGUCAGCAGUUCGGAUCUUCAGUGGCUCAUCUCCGCCUACACCCUCACGUUUGGCGGGUUCUUGUUGCUGGCCGGCGUGCUGUCGGACAGGUACGGACGGAAGCUGAUCUUCUGCUGCGGCAUGGCCAAGCUGAGCGUAUGGACGAUCGCGAACGGCCUCGCCCCCUCCUUCAUCUCCAUUGCCAUCUUCAGGGCCCUGCAGGGCAUCGGAGCCGCCAUGACCGUCCCCAGCGCCGUCGGGCUGAUCAGCAAUUAUUUUGUGGCCAGGGAACAGACGCUGGCCUUGACAAUCUUCGGCUCGGCCGGCGCUGUGGGCUUCUGUAUGGGCUUGAUGUUUGGUGGAUUCUUGACCUCCUCGCUCGGGUGGCGCUACAUCUUUUACGUCGCCGUGAUCGUCACCGGUUCGCUCGGUGUGCUCGGCUGGUAUUGCUUGCCCAAGGACCGGAUGGACGGCCACACCCGUCCGAAGCUCGAUUUCGUCGGGGCAGGCCUGUCUACCGGAGGCCUGGUCCUCCUCAGCUACGUCCUCUCCAGCGGCGGGGAGUACGGGUGGGGCAAGGCCUUCAUCAUCGUGCUGCUCCUCCUCAGCGUGGCCAUGAUUGUGGUGUUCGCCUGGGUCGAAAAGAAAGUGCCCAACCCCAUCAUGCCCCUCUCGCUGUGGAAACUCGAGAACUUUGCUGCCCUCUGGGUGGGCGGCUUUGUCAUGUACGGUGGGUAUCAGACAGCCAUCUACUACACGACGCUGAUCUGCCAGGAGGUCAACGGGCUCAGCGCCGGCGAGACCGCAGUGAGGUUCCUGCCGAUGGGUGCCACGGGCUUCAUCUGUAGCCUGAGCAUGUCACGGGCGUUGGAAUGGUUCAACGCCAAGUGGAUGCUCGUCACGGGCAUGGUCAUCUGCGCUCUUGCUCCCAUCUCCUCGGCCCUGAUGCAGCCGAGCGAUGUGAGCUUCUGGAGACAUGUCUUUCCGACCACUGUCUUGAGCGUGGCUGGCACCACGAUCGUCUACUGCACCAUCACCGUGGUCCUGCUGGCAUCUGUGCCAGCCAAUGUCAAGUCUCUCUGCGGAGGCAUGAUCAAUACUGCCUUCCAGAUUGGCAGCGGCGUCGGGCUUGCCCUGUCCAGCGCUGUGGUCCAGGCUGUCGACAUCAACAAGGGCCACACUGAGCUUCGGCAGUACGAGACAGGACUGUGGUGUGUGGUCGGUCUCGCUGGCGUGGGCAUCUUGGCCAGCAUUUUUGGAGUGAAGGACAAGGGGAAGUACGUGGGCGGACCAGUCAUGGCACACUAAGAAAUGCAACACCACAACAACUUCAUAGAGAGCCGUCUUUUAGAAUCGGCUAGAAUUUGGUAUAGAGCGGUCAUUAGAAUAGA